Molecule: messenger RNA, 5241 nt
Organism: Sardina pilchardus (European sardine)
Lineage: Eukaryota; Metazoa; Chordata; Actinopteri; Clupeiformes; Clupeidae
Product: clustered mitochondria protein homolog
Exons: 27
Coding region: 270-4544 (1424 amino acids)
Biological process (GO): intracellular distribution of mitochondria
Cellular component (GO): cytoplasm
Molecular function (GO): mRNA binding; protein binding
Source: RefSeq, a predicted model, not a curated record
GCGUGCUGUUGAGCAAGAGGAAGGAGUGGCUAACUCUUGUGUGAGAAAAGAGAAAAAGUAGGCAAAGAACUGCAGAGUGUGUCUGUCUCACACCUGUCCUGCUGCCUGCUGUCACCAAGAGAGGGAGGGAGAGAGAAAGAGAGAGAGAAAGAGAGGGAGGAAAGUGAAUGAAAAGAAGAAGAAGAACAAACAAGUCACUGGAAACUAGCAGAAAGCUGCAAAGCAGAAGACAAAUAAAUAAAUAAAGAACGAAAGAAAGAAGCAAAGUCAUGAAGGACAACGGCAAGAAAGGUGGAAAAGGACAGGGAGUUCCAGAAGCAGCAACCAAUGGGAAGAAUGCUGCCGAGGUGAAACAGGAAGACGAUGGCUCAUUUUCUGUGAAGAUUCAGGGCCCCGGAGUUGAACCUUUUGAGCUGCAGGUGCACGGGUUCUGGCUGGUCCAGGACGUGGUGCUGGCGGCUCUGGGCCGUGACGAGGUGGCUCCGCGCACCUCCCUCUCGCUGGCCCUCUCGGGCGUCACGCUGGACCCUCUCGUGCCACUGCAGCAGGUCAAAGGCCUCAAGCCAGGGGCCAUACUACGCCUGGUGGAAGAGCCCUACUCCCCACGUUCUGCGCGCGCUCACCUGGCGAGGGUACAGGAUCUCCUGAGAGCAGCAGGACCUCAUGACUCCUUAAAAGACGGCAGAUCCCCCAGCAUUCUCAGCACACUCACACACACACACACCACAGAUGCUCCCCCUGCUGGACACUCCUCUAAGGGCCAGAAGCGGCCAGCCAACAACACCAAAACAGAUCAGCCCGGCCAGGAGACCGCCCCUCCAGAGUACAUCCUGCCAGGAGCCACCGAGCGGCCCCCUCUGGCCACUCUGCUGCCCGCAGACCCACACAGUGAGGUUCCGAGCUGUUUGUUGGACCUGUCACUCAGCUGUUGGAACCCGCCGCCCGGCCCCAGGAAACUGCAGGGCGACUUUCUGUACAUCACUGUACACACACGGGAGGGCCGGCACUGUGAUAUCACUUCCUGUCCUCGUGGUUUCUUCCUCAACAGGUCUACAGCUGAGGUGUUUGACCCACGUCCCUCCACUUCCACUUCUGUGUGCCACUGCCUCUCGGACCUGCUGAGUCAAAUCAGCCCAGAGUUUAAACAGAAUCUCACUGCACUGAGAAACAGAAACCAGCGUCCAUCCGAGGAGGCUCUGGCAUCUCCGUACCGGGUGUUGAGCUGGCUGGGUCCUGCCUCUGCUACACGCUCCCACAGGCAUACCUACAGCAGCCCACUGGCCAUACAGGAACACAUCAUCCCAGAGACUCCAGAUUGGAAUGAGGAACUGCAGGCAGCCAGAGAUCUGCCCCAGAGGUCUUUGGAGGAGAGACUGCAGAGAGACAGAGCCAUUCAACAGGUCAACAGCGCCUUUGUAUGGGCAGCCACACAGGGAGCGGAGACUGUGAUUGACGGCUGUGUGGACCCAGUCAACGGCGCCAUGGAUGAGGCAGCCUUCCUGUGGAGUGGUGUGUUUCUGAGCCAGGGCGGGGCAGCCGCGGCCCAUCUGGGAGGGGAGAGGGGGAAGAGGACCGCCCAGCGUCUGGAGCUCAGGGCUGUUCAGGCCUACAGCCAGCUGGACGGCGAUCUGCACAGUCUCCACACGCUGCCCACGGCGGUGGUGGACUACCGUGGUGUGCGUCUCUCCGCGCAGGGCCUGGCCCCCGGCUCGCAGGGCUCCGAGGCUGGGGCCCCCCGAGGCCUCCUGUAUGGCUUCGCCGCGGGGCCCCUGGAGAACCCACUCCGCAGGAAGCUCUUGGAGCUCCUGGCCCAGUCGGCCAAGGGCCUGUCCCUGCAGAGGCACGCCGUCAUGGGCCCCGCCAGGCACCAGGUGCCCCUCUUCACCUCCGUGGACGCCCAGGGGCUGCUGGGGGCUGACGGGCGCUACUACGUGCUCGACGUGUUCCGCACCAUGCCCGCCGACGCCAACUACCAGGCUGCAGAGGAGGGCGAGGAGGCCCAGAACGGAGAAGGGGAUGGCAAGGCUGAGGAUGUUCAGGCAGCGGCGACCUCUGACCUUAAAGAGCCAUGCAGGUUCCCUCACGCUCUCUGCCGCCUGAGGCCUGAGCUGGUCAAAGCCUUCAUUCAGCACAAAAACAUCCAGUUCACGCAACGAGUCAGAGAAAGGAUGGAAGAGAACGGAGGAGUGGAGGAGUGUGUUAAACCAGGUGACCCGCGAGGGGCAGAGGCAGUAAGAGGUGCAUGCAAAGAUGUGGGCUCCAUCAGUGAUAUCAUCUUUGAGAUGCGCUUCAACCCCAAUGUUUUCACUCCAGGAGUCGAGUUUGCCCGCUCUGAGACAGAAGCAAUCGAGCUGCAGAAGAGAUUGUUGAAGGAAGCCGGCUCAUUCAUUCUCACACACCAGAUACCAGCACUGUUGGAAGACUGUUUGCACUGCCACGAGAUGCCCAUAGAUGGCGCUGCUCUCUGCCGUGUCCUGCACGAGAGAGGCAUCAACCUGCGGUACCUGGGUCAGCUGACCACGGCCAUCAACAAAUCAGAGGACAAGGAUCGUCUUCGGCACAUAAGAAGAUUGGCAUAUACUGAGAUUGUCUUGCGGUCAGCCAAAAGAAUCUUCAACAAUUUCUUACAGUCAGUGGAGGUGUCAAGUCUGUCAGCAGCUGUCAGUCAUUUCCUCUGCUGUCUGUUGCUGCCACACCAUGGCUCCGCCUCUGCUGGGGAGGAGCCUAAGAAGCGUUCCAGGAGGCGAGGCCGUGGAGGGGGAGGGGCUUCCGACAGUACGGCCUGGAGUUCUCUCAGUGGGAACGAGCUGUGGAGCAUGAUUGGUCAGGACGCCAAAGCAACCUAUGGUCUUACAGACGGCCUUGGUACCAAUGCUGACCACCUCGUGGAGCACUAUGGCCUACAGAAGAUGUCUCUACUGAGGGAGUUCUGUCUGAAGACUGGCGUACAGCUGCGGCUCAGAGACUAUGCCCUUGAUAACCGUACCAAGGCACCCAUCGGACCUGACGAUGUGUACAACAUCCUACCUGUGGUCAAACACCUCACCAUGACGACCCAGGAUGCCUCACGGCUAUUCCGUGCUGCCCAGGGUUACCUGCAGAAAGGCCAGCUGGACAGGGGGUAUGAGCAGUUGAAGGAAGCGGCCUACCUGUUUGGCCGUGUGUGUGACGACCUUCACCCGGAGGCCUGUAGCUGUCUCAGUCUGCUGGCCAAAGCAGCCUACCUACAAGGCCGGCCCGUGGAGGCCCGUAGUGUUCAGCUGAGGGUGGUGGUGAUCAGUGAGAGAGUGCUGGGCUUCGACCACCCCAACACCAUCAAGCAGUAUGCUCUGUUGGCGGUGUAUGUGUACGCUGGCGGGGAAGUGGCCUUGGCACAGCGGUGCCUGUACCGCGCUCGUCUCCUCAUGUUGCUGGUGCACGGAGAGGACCACCCCUACAUCGCCACCCUGGACAGCUCCCUGGGGUUAGUGUUACAGGGACCGCAGUCCAUCCAGUACUUGCAGAAUGCCCUCAAAAUCAACUCCUCCUUCAGGGGGGACAUGGAUGUCAAGACUGCCCUCAAUCACCACCUGUUGGCCCAGAAGAUGUGUGUAGCUGGAGACUACAGGGCAGCCAUGAACCAUGAGAGGGAAGCCCAGACAGUGUUCAAGAACAAGUGUGGCGAGGACCAUCCCCAGACCAAAUGCAGUGCUGAGUUCCUGACAGCAAUUACCCAGCAGGCUGUGCGUGUGGAGCGCUCCCUUCGUCAGGCAGCACCGGAGCUCCCUGACUUUACCACACCGGAGACUUUGGCGCCCUCUACAGACACAAUACUGGAACAGCUGGCUCUGGUCAAUGGCAUCCUCAAGACCUCCUACAGUGAGAAACUUCUUCAGAUGAAAGAAAAACUGAGAGAAAAGAAGGCAUUGGAAGAGGCCACAGAAACAAAAUCUGAAACCCCAGAAGCAGCCAAUGGACGAUCUGAAGAGCAAUCGGCCAAUGAGGGAGAAGUUGCUGAGGGUGAAACCACUCCCUCACUUGAAGAGAGGGCUAAUGGUCACUUGAGCGAUACUGCUAAUGCUGAGUCAAAAUCUGAAACCCCAGAAGCAGCCAAAGGACGAUCUGAAGAACAAUCGGCCAAUGAGGGAGAAGUUGCUGAGGGUGAAACCACUCCCUCACUUGAAGAGAGGGCUAAUGGUCACUUGAGCGAUACUGCUAAUGCUGAGUCACCCAUCCAAAAUGGAAACUGCUCAGCAAGUGACACAGACGAAGAAGGAGGAGCCACAAGAAAUGAGGACCAAUCAAGAUUGACCAAUGGUGAAGCGCACUCCACAGCAGCCAGUAACCAAUCAGAUGAGGCAGAGCCAAAAACAAACGGGGUGUCCGGAUGUCACGACGAAGAAGACAACACAAAAGAUGGAGCCCUGAUUGCUGUGAGCAAAUCAGCAUCAAAGGUUGCCGUCUCCGUGGUGACGGAUGCCCAAUCAGAAGCCACCGUGAUCAAUGGAGGAGACAGCGUCAUGACCAAUGGUGAAGUGACGCCAGCACUGCAAGAUUCUGAGUGAGAGUUGAGCAACCAAUCAGAAAUAAGGAUUUGUGAACAUUGGCAGAGUGAACAAAACAAUUAGAGCAAAAUGACACACCAACUAGGGAAUCACUGGCUACACCAUGCUUUUCUGUGACCAUGUGACCAAGGAUAUACUAUACUGUAUUUGAAGAUGUUUAAGCCCUAACUCAUAAAAUGUCCACAACCCCCAUAGUAGAAUUUGCUUUGAUUCUAACCAUGCAAGGUGGCAUUUUGCAGCACUGAUAUCAUAUCCAAGGACAGUAUUGUGUUCUGGUAUACUUUUAGAAUUUAGAAAAUACAGACCUUGCUUGCAAGUCUUACAAGUCACACUUUUAUUAUGGUUAUUCGCUGUAAAUGCAUUACUCACAUUUCCUUGAUCCCAAAUGUCUGACCCCCAAGACUUAAAACUGAACCAGCAAAAUCUGUUGCUCUUCAACACAAAAAGAAUCCACUCGUUUCAUAACGAGUUCAGAGAGAGAAGAGAGUGGCAUGAAAGAAUGACGAGGUAAAAGUGUUUUCAUAGACACUGGAAAAGGAGAGAUAGAAAGCAGUUGAGAGAGGAGGAGAGGAGACUGUUGUUUUGUGGUCUCCUCAUGUUGUGAAUCAUGUAUCUGGUGAUGGGAAUGGGAUGUUGUUGUUGUCUGUCUGAAGGGUUUUUUAAAAUGGUUACAAUAAACAUGACACUUUCACCGAAA